Molecule: messenger RNA, 930 nt
Organism: Lachnellula hyalina
Lineage: Eukaryota; Fungi; Ascomycota; Leotiomycetes; Helotiales; Lachnaceae
Product: Satratoxin biosynthesis SC1 cluster protein
Exons: 5
Coding region: 1-930 (309 amino acids)
Source: RefSeq, a predicted model, not a curated record
AUGGUAAUACUUGUCAUCCAGAAAGGAUUCGGCAAACACCUCUGGGAUAUCAACUUGCUGGAAGCUUCGAAUCUUCUAAAGAUAUAUUACGUUAUACAAGUGCUUUACGUCAUCGUCCAAAAGCUAUUGAAGCUUUCCAUACUUGUCUCUUACCUUCGAAUCUUCCCUGAGACUAUCCGGUGGUUUCGCAUCAGCAUUUACGUAACCAUAGCAUUCUCUGCUGGACACGGAACUCUCAUUACCCUGCUCACAGCCCUCCAAUGUUUGCCAGUCGCGUCGAUUUGGGACACGAGCAUUACGGGGAAAUGCAUUGAUGUACAAGCGAUCAUCUACGCAGGAACUGCGUUCAGUAUCGUCGAUGAUAUACUCAUAAUGACCUUGCCGAUACCGUGUUUUUCAAGUCUUCAAAUGGGAAGAUUGAAAAAGAUCAGCAUUGGCGUAAUGUUUAGUAUCGGGUCACUUUCUUGUGUCGCCUCUGCGAUACGGCUGAAAUACGUCUGUAACUAUGGAGACUUGACGGAUUUGACUUGGGACAAUGUCGAUACCACCAUCUGGUCAACGAUCGAGAUUUUCACAGCAGCCAUAGGAGCCUGUUUACCGGCCCUACGACAGAUUCUUCAGCGCCUGUUCCCCAAGGCCUUUAGUAUCAAGUAUAACACAACCACGUCUGGGCGAAACUCGUAUCAAAAUAUGAGUAGGAAAGUUCCUUCAUCAUAUCUUUCAAGCCAGCCGAGGAACGUCAACCGGAGCUACCCUCGGAGCGUCAAUAGUAGUGGCGGCGAUGAUGUCGCGAAUGCGGAUGCAGUAGGUGCUCAAAGACUCUCGGGCGGUUGGGAUGGUACGGAGCUAGUCGCUAUCCAUCCACGACGUCUUUCUGCCGACCUUAAAGGUGCCGUGGUCUCAACCCAAGGGGUAGGAGGAAUGCGGUGA